This is a messenger RNA of Poecilia latipinna (sailfin molly), 2867 nucleotides long. It is a transcript of the gene tmem151ba, whose product is annotated as transmembrane protein 151Ba. The coding region runs from base 513 to 2039 and encodes 508 amino acids. The record is from RefSeq and is a predicted model, not a curated record. Lineage: Eukaryota; Metazoa; Chordata; Actinopteri; Cyprinodontiformes; Poeciliidae. The transcript is spliced from 2 exons.
GGUUGUUAUCUCUACCUCUCAGCCAGUGCGUGUCUUCGGUGGUGUGCAGAGAGAGGGUGGUUCCCUGUGCAGCAGCGCCUCUCCGCGCUCCUUCGUGUAUUAUUUACGUUGUGCUGUCGGGCUGGCUGCUCACACGUGUCCCACCGUCUCGCCUCUUUGUCCUGCAUCACACUUUCACUGUGGCUUCACCGUCAGCAACGGAGAGAAGCUGACUGCAUGCCGCGUUUGCCCUUUCCUCGCACUGUUUUUCCUGCAGCGGACUGCUCAGCCUUUUGAUUGGGCUCCUUUUCAAUAAAGCGGAACGCGUCCCAUCUGAAAGAAGGAAAGAAAGAAGGAAAAACAGAGGCAGGGGAUGCGGCAUCUCCCCAGCCCUUGUCCUCUGGUUCCGGACGGACUGGGACGGGUUAGAUGACGUGCGGAGGGGGUUCUCCGGGUAUUUAUGUGUCGCCCUGCGUUGGAAAAGACCCAUCCCACCGGGAGAUCCAUGCUCCGGCUUUUGUGUCGCUGUCAUCAUGUCCCCAGCAUCGGCUCCAGAGGCCAGUGAGAGCAGCACAACCACGGUCCAAGAGGAGGCAGCGGCCAGUCCCAGAGAGGAGCAGCAUCCUCAGAAACAGUCUCUGACCAAGUCUUUGUGCCAGGAGUCUCACUGGAAAUGCCUUCUGCUGUCCCUGUUGAUGUAUGGCUGCGUAGGAGUGAUAGCCUGGUGCCAGGUGACCAAGGUCACGCGUCUCUCCUUCGACAGCGCUUACAAGGGGAAGUCCAUGAUGUAUCACGACAGUCCCUGCUCCAAUGGUUACAUCUACAUCCCCCUGGCUUUCCUGGUCAUGCUCUAUGUGGUCUACCUUGUAGAGUGCUGGCAUUGCUACGCCCGGAACGACCUGGUGUACAAGGUGGAUGUGGACAGCGUGGCCGAGCGCAUACAACGAAUGCAGCAGGCCACGCCCUGCAUCUGGUGGAAGGCCAUCAACUACCACUAUGUCAGGAGGACACGACAGGUGACGCGCUACCGCAAUGGAGACGCAUACACCACCACGCAGGUUUACCACGAGAGAGUGAACACGCAUGUGGCUGAGACAGAGUUUGACUUUGGGAACUGUGGCGUUAAGGAUAUCUCGAAGCAGCUGCUAGGUUUGGAGGGAUUCCCAAUUAGCAGGCUGAGGUUCACGAAGUGCUUUAGCUUUGCCAACGUGGAGUCAGAAAACACCUACCUGACGCAGCGGGCUCGCUUCUUUACAGAAAAUGAGGGCCUGGAUGAUUACAUGGAGGCCCGUGAGGGGAUGCACUUAAAGAAUGUGGACUUUAAGGAGCACAUGAUUGCCUUUUCUGACCUGAACCAUCCUCCCUGGUAUGCUUCCAACUCUGCUUUCUGGGUGGCAGCUGCGUUCACUCUCUCUUGGCCAUUGCGGGUGCUGACGGAGUACCGCACAGCCUGCGUGCACUACCACGUGGAGAAGCUGUUUGGCUUUGACUAUGUGCCAGCAACGCCAUCCGAGGAGCGUCCGUAUUGCCAACACAUCCCACGGGUCAACACCAUCGACAGCACGGAGCUAGAGUGGCACAUUCGCUCCAACCAGCAGCUAGUGCCCAGCUACUCGGAGGCAGUCCUGAUGGAUCUAGCCCAGCUUUCUGGAAGCUGCAACAGCUACUCCACAAGUGGGCGGUACGGCAGCUACAGGCAGAAUUGUGAACGCUGCCACCGCGCCAUCAGCAGCUCCUCCAUCUUCUCCCGCAGCGCCCUGAGCAUUUGCAACACAGCGAGCCCCCGCAUCCCCUUCAGCGCCAGCCGCUUCUCUCUGGGCCGGCUGUAUGGGUCCAGGCGGAGCUGCCUGUGGAGGAGCAGCGGGAGCCUGAAUGAGCAGUCCUGUCCCACCGAGAGCACUCGCUGUCUGUCAGGUCAGCAGACUAAUGAGGAGAACCCUCCGGCCUAUCAGGACGCUCUGUGCUUUCCUGUGCUCAUUGUGCAUCGCAACGAAGGAUGCCUCAAUCACGACCAUCGCUCUUUGCACAGGAAUGGCUCCUGUGUGGAGACUUCCCUUUGACCCACAGGUAGCCCAAUGUGAUGACACAAACUGAGGCUGAGAAACAUCUUUAGCCCUGGCUUGUGAGGGUGUGUACAUUUACAAUGCUUUGUGAGUAUUUAGGUACUUACGCUUUUUCACAUUUUGGACACAUUACAACCAAAAACUUCUGCACAACACAAGUUAGUCCAUGACUGGGAAGUGGAAGAAAAAUCCUCCAUCCACCAUUUUUUCCAUGCAGAGUAGAGCGAGGACAAUCCAGUCCGUCUCAGGGCAUCAUGACAGAUUCAUGCGAACACUUUGAUAAUUUAACCUGACUUGCAUGUUUUCAUACAGAGGGAGGAAGCAGGAGUACCUGAAGAGAACUCAGAACAUGCAAAUUAUAUGCAAAAAGGCACCAGACUGGAUUUAAACACCUGCAGAUAGACAAGUCAGAAAAAAACGUUGUGGAGAAUUUUAAUGUAGGAUUAGGUCCCAAACUUUGAGCGUCACAUAAAGCACUCUUCAAUUCAUCAUAAGAGUAGUAAAUGUACAUCCAAAACUGAAUGAAAAUGUAUUAAAUCCCAUUGAGAAACUUUGGCAAGACUAGAAGAUUUAUGUUCGCCAACACUAACUAUUCAGUCUGACUGUGAAUGAGCAAAAAUGUCAGUCGCUAAGUUUGCAAAGCUGGCAGAGAGGUAUUCCCAAAUGACUUAGCUGUAGUUAUAGCAUUCACUUAGGAGGACUGGGUCCUUGCACACCACACUUUUCAUACUUUAUUUGUAGAAAAAAAAUUCAAACAAUUUAUCAUUUUCCUUCCACUUCAAAAUUAUGCACCAAUUUGUCUUGGUCUACAGCAAAAAAUCCCAA